Oryctolagus cuniculus (rabbit) is the source of this 1302-nucleotide messenger RNA. RefSeq names its product cleavage and polyadenylation specific factor 4 like (gene CPSF4L). NCBI's taxonomy places the organism in Eukaryota, Metazoa, Chordata, Mammalia, Lagomorpha, Leporidae. Gene Ontology annotation, cellular component: mRNA cleavage and polyadenylation specificity factor complex. The record is from RefSeq and is a predicted model, not a curated record. Gene Ontology annotation, molecular function: RNA binding; metal ion binding.
ACCCCCGCCACUGGCCCCUGAGCUGUGCUGGAAUCCGCGCAGCCUUGCUGGUGUUGGUUUGUGCAACCCUGGGUUUGCCUGUGGCUGCGUCUCAGGCGUGCAGGCUGAGCAGGGUUUGGGAAUGUCUGCCCACGUGCCCUGUGCGUGUUUGCAGAGCGUUAAUCCCACCCCCGCCCCGUGUUGCCUCUGUACACAGUGUGGGGGUGUGGGGCCCUGGGGUGCCUGCACCUGCAUGGGUGGGAGGGGUGAGGCAGUGGGCCCCACUGCUGUCCCCCCCACCCCCAGCUUGCGUAGCAGAGUGGCAGCUGGCAUCCUGGGGGAGGCGGGGAAGGGGAAGCAGUAGGCCCUGGCCCCUUAAGAGCCUCUGAUGAGCCUUAUAGGGUCCACCUGCAGGGCGCCAGCGGCUAAGCGGCUAAGAUGCAAGAGGUCAUUGCCGGCCUGGAGCGCUUCACCUUCACCUUCGAGCACGAUGUGGAGAUGCAGAGGGGCACGGGGCUCCUGCCCUUCCAGGGCAUGGACAAGUCAAGUUCAGCUGUGUGCAACUUCUUCCCUAAGGGCCCGUGCGCCAAAGAGACGCUCUGCCCCUUCCGGCACGAGCACGGGGAGAAGACGGUGGUGUGCAAACACUGGUUGCGGGGCCUGUGCAAGAAGGGUGACCACUGCCGGUUCCUGCACCGCUACGACGCCACCAGGAUGCCCGAGUGCUACUUCUACUCCACGUUCGGUGACUGCAACAACAAGGAGUGUUCCUUCCUCCACGUGAAGUCGGCUGUCAAGCCCCGGGACUGUCCUUGGUACGAACAAGGUUUCUGCAAGAAUGGCCCCCUAUGUAAGUACCGCCACACCCGCAGAACCAUGUGUCUCCGCUACCUCGCUGGCUUCUGCCCCGAGGGACCCACAUGCCAGUUUGCCCAUCCCAAGAUCAAUCUUGCAUUCAACCCGAGUUGCAGGCAGGGAACAGGGCCCAGCUCAGGACUUGGGGUCCGACGUUGAUCUCCCGAAUCGGGGCCACCCCGGGUUCCGACACGCGCCCAGACCCUGCCGAUGCCAAGUGUUGACGAGGGCCCGCGUGGAGGCUUUGCGAACUGCGCCCUGCAGGCCGGACCUGGCCGCCGUCUGCAUCUGCGCAGCAGGGGAGCUGAGCGUGGUUUUAUAAAGCUUGGAGAAAAAAAUAAUAAAGUUUUGUGACACGUGGAAUUGAUUAGUUCCAGUGCUUUGUGGAGUUUGAUUGGAAUGGGGCCACGCACAUCAUUUCCCUCUUGUCCACGCGGCAGUGAUGGAGGUGGGGCCUAGUGGGAGGUG